AUGGACUCAUCACUUAAUUCGCCUCGCGAUGACAUGCGCAAGAGCGAUGUGAUGAUCGACAAGGUCGAUGUUCAGCACAAUGAGGAGGCUCUGCGUGAGGCUGACCGCCACAUGAGCCCCCUGAAAUGUCUUUGGGAAAAUCCCAAAGUGUUGCUGUGGACCAUCUACGCCAACUUUGGCUCAACUCUCAUCGGUUUCGAGAACUUGGCACUCUCUGUAUGCUUGGCCAUGCCGGCAUUCCAAAUGACCUUUGCUUCUGAAGUGAAUGGAACCCUCAUUAUUCCCGCCUACUGGCAAUCAGCCUGGAGUGCAAUGUACAAUGUCAUGAUGUUGUUCGGCUCGGUUGGUGCCGGUUACAUGCAAGAUUGGUUCGGCCGCCGCGCCGUCUUCGCCUUGGCAUCAGUCAUAGCUUCAGCCGGCAUCGCCAUCAGCUACGUCUCCGAAACACCUCCCGAGUUCCUGGGCGGCAAGAUUGUCACUGGUUUCGCCAUCGGCCUCUUGACAUCAACCACGCAGACGUACGUCUCCGAGAUUGCGCCUCUGCCGGUUAGAGGCAUUUGUCUGUCCAUCAACACCAUCAUGCUCAACCUUGGCAUGCUCAGUGCCAUCGCCGCCAGCUUCUCCCGCGUCGGCAUCAUGGACAAGUCGGCCUUCCGCGUCGUCUACGCCGCUGCCUGGACCUUCCCCGGCCUCAUCCUCCUCGGUCUCCCCUUCGUCCCCGAGUCGCCCACCUGGCUCGUCUUCAAGAACAAGCACGAGCAGGCCCGCAAGGCGCUCGAGAAGCUCUCGGGCCCUAACGAAGAUAUCGAUGCGCGCCUCGGCCAGAUCAUCGACAACGUUGAGACAGAGCGCCGCCUACAGAGCGAGGCCGCUUCCUACCUGGAUUGCUUCAAGGGUACCAACUGGAGACGCACGCGCAUCAUUCUCAUCUGCUUCUACAUCCCCCAGGUCGCCGGCGCCGUGCUCUCCUCCAAUGCCCCUUACUUCCUCAACCAGACCGGUCUGUCUAGCAAGACGGUCCUCCUGCUCGUGCAAGUCGGUAUCGCGGCGGGUGUCGUCUCUGCCAUUGUCAACUCCAUCAUGAUGGGCAAGCUGCGCCACCGCCCGCUCCUGUUCUUCGGUGUGUCGAUUUGCGUGGCCAUGUACUUGACGAUGGGUGUGGCUGCCGCGUUCCCCAAGACCAACGCCUCACUCUUGACCAUCGGUGUGGCGCUCGUCUUUACCUCCAUCUCCUACGGACCCGCAGUGGGUGCCUCCAUGGCCGUGGCCGGUGAGGUCUCCACGUCGAAGCUCCGCGCCAAGUCGCUUGGUAUCGGCUUUGGCUUCUCCUCCAUUGUGUCCACCGUGUGGACCAUCAUCCUGCCGUACCUCUUCAACCAGGACGAGCUCAACAUGGGCGGUCACAUUGGAUGGAUCUUCUUUGUCAUGGGUAUUCUCAUGUUGGUGGUUCUCUACUUUGAUGUUCCGGGAACCAAGGGACGCACGUUUGAGGAGUUGGACAUUAUGUUUGAGCAGGGCAUCUCGGCGCGCAAGUUUGAGAAGCACAAGUUCAAUAGCGGUCCUGUGGACACCGACUGA
This is a messenger RNA of Colletotrichum orchidophilum, 1578 nucleotides long. RefSeq lists its product as uncharacterized. The coding region runs from base 1 to 1578 and encodes 525 amino acids. Gene Ontology annotation, biological process: carbohydrate transport; transmembrane transport. Gene Ontology annotation, molecular function: carbohydrate:proton symporter activity. Lineage: Eukaryota; Fungi; Ascomycota; Sordariomycetes; Glomerellales; Glomerellaceae. The transcript is spliced from 4 exons. The record is from RefSeq and is a predicted model, not a curated record. Gene Ontology annotation, cellular component: membrane.